Debaryomyces tyrocola is the source of this 1257-nucleotide messenger RNA. The record is from the annotation of a GenBank genome assembly. Lineage: Eukaryota; Fungi; Ascomycota; Pichiomycetes; Serinales; Debaryomycetaceae.
AUGAUGAACAACCAGCUAGCCAACGACUCCAAUUUUCAGUUUAAGGUUGAACCAAUGUCGUUUGGACUACCAAAGGGAUAUAAUGUAAGUACUCACGAUGGUCAGACGUUGGGGCAGCAGGUUUUGGGACAACAUGUCAUGGGACAGCAGAUGAUGGGCCAGCAGGGUAUGGGCCAGCAGGUUUUGGGACAACAGGUUUUGGUCCAACAACAAGGAGGUAAAAGUCAAUACAAGGAGUUUGAGCAGCCACGAUACUAUGGAUCGUCGAUGGUGGUGCAGCUGCCGUAUGUGCAGGGUGGUGGCCAGACCACUGGCCAGCCUGGAGGGCAGUUAGGAGGUCAAUUAGGGGGCCUGAUGGGUGGACAGGGUGCACAUGGAACACCUUAUAUGAAUCAGACGAUUCUGUAUCCAACACAACAGCAGAUGUACGAACCGAGGCCCAUGAAUAGCUAUUUGUUGAUACACCAGGGCCAGGAUCAGGGACAGGUUGCAGCCAGCUUCUACGGGGCUGCUCGCACAAGAGGACCCUCCGAACAGCCGGUGGUAUACGAAGGAUUCAUUGAGAGACUCCAGCAGCUGUUACCAGUGCCACCGAUGUCGCAGGCUAUGAUUCGUCCCGAGAUCAACUUGCAGCUCAACCAAAAGCGGCCGAGACGUAAAUCAAAAUUCUCGAAGAAACAGGAUGACUUGAUUGUCGAGUUGAAGCGUAAAGGCAAGACGUGGGUGGAGAUCGCCGAGAUGUCGGGUGUGGGCAGCUAUCUUGCGGCCAGAAAUCGUUACCAGGUCAUUGUGGGACAGCAGGGGAAUAAUAAUUCUUCGUCAUGGGGAAAUGAAGACAAGUCGCUCUUGCGCAAGCUCUUGGACGAAGCUGAAGUUGAAAAGUGGAAGUUUAUUGCGGCAGAAUUGACCAAGGCCACGGGCAAGCCGUUUUCUGACAGAGAGUGUCGUGAGACGGUGAGAAUGUUGUUUUGGGCAGACCCAGUAUCGUUUGGUGUGAGCGAGGAAACUGUGAACGAAUGCUUCAAGGAAAAAAAGGUCACCGAAAGGGCGAACGAACUGCAGCUGUACAUCGAUAAUGAACGUCAGUACGCCCAGCCCUUUUUCUCGCAGCCGUCUUCUGCUACCAAUGCAUCCAACACUUCGAAUUCCUCCAGCACGCUGUCAAACCCUCCGGCACCAGCACUACACCUGUAUCAUAGCUACAAUUCUAAAUCGUCCCCCGAGUCGAUCGACAAUUACGCCGGUAACUACUACUAG